Messenger RNA from Pygocentrus nattereri (red-bellied piranha), 2903 nucleotides. It is a transcript of the gene slc2a9l2, whose product is annotated as solute carrier family 2 member 9, like 2. NCBI's taxonomy places the organism in Eukaryota, Metazoa, Chordata, Actinopteri, Characiformes, Serrasalmidae. Bases 139 to 1782 code for a protein of 547 amino acids. Gene Ontology annotation, cellular component: membrane. The transcript is spliced from 13 exons. Gene Ontology annotation, biological process: monosaccharide transmembrane transport. Gene Ontology annotation, molecular function: hexose transmembrane transporter activity. The record is from RefSeq and is a predicted model, not a curated record.
UAAGCCUCAUUCUCUUCUAAUGGGGAAAAAUGAGGAAGAAGCGCAUUACUGUAAUGGAACUCAUGUGAGUCUGUGCUGAGUGACAAGACAGAUCAGGAGAAGAAAGUGGACCAGACUGUGGGCUCCUGAGCUUUUAUAAUGGAGAAGAUCCAGGAAGGCCCUGAAAACGACCGCAAGGAGCAACGAGUGCCACAAAAACAGCAUUUAACAGGCUGUCUGCUGAGUGCGGCAUUUUUUGGAGCUCUGGGAUCCUCCUUCCUGUACGGCUACAAUCUAUCUGUGGUCAAUGCCCCUGCAAAGGAUAUAAAGGCAUUCUAUAACUUGACGUGGCUGAGUCGUUAUGGGGAACCUGCAGCAGCAGAGACCCUCACUCUGCUUUGGUCAGUUACAGUGUCCAUCUUUGCAAUAGGCGGCCUGGUGGGAGCACUCGUGGUUUCGUAUCUCAUUAAAGUGCUAGGCAGAAAGGGCACUCUUCUAGCAAACAAUAGCCUGGCAGUGAUUGCUGCACUCCUUCUGGCUCUGGGAGAGAAGGCUAGAUCAUUUGAAAUGCUCAUUAUUGGCCGCUUCAUCAUUGGCAUGGAUUCAGGAAUAUCGCUCAGUGCUUUGCCGAUGUAUCUGGGAGAGAUUUCUCCCCGGGAGUGGCGCGGCUCCAUCGGCCAGGUCAAUGCUGUCUUCAUCUGUCUCGGAGUCUUUACUGGACAGCUACUUGGCCUGCCUGAGAUAUUUGGACACGUGAGUAGGUGGAACUUCCUGUUUGUCUUCUUGGCAGUUCCCGCGCUUCUUCAGCUGUGUACUUUACCAUUUCUACCGGAGAGCCCACGUUUCCUGCUGAUGGAACGCCGAGAUGAGGCCCGUGCCGAAAAAGCAUUUAAGGUCUUCCUGGGUAAAACGGAUGUUUCCGCUGAGCUGGAGGAGGUGCAUGCGGAGAGCAGGGCUCAGAACACACUGCAGAUGGCUUCAGCUCUGGAGCUUUUUAGGAACAGAGCCGUGCGCUGGCAAACCAUCACUGUCAUCGUCACCAUGGCCUGCUACCAGCUAUGCGGCCUCAACGCUAUUUGGUAUUACACCAAUGGAAUUUUUGAAGCUGCAGGUUUCAACAAGGCCACGAUUCCUUACAUCACCCUCAGCACUGGAGGCAUCGAGACGCUGGCUGCCGUCGCAUCAGGUCUAGUUAUUGAACGUAUUGGAAGGAAACCAUUGUUGAUUUUUGGUUUUUCGGCAAUGGCUGUGUGUUUUACUCUCCUUACCAUCUUCCUGCAUUUCCAGGACAGCUUCUCAUGGAUGCCGUAUCUGAGCUUUAUCUCCAUAUUGGCUGUGAUUGCUUCAUUCUGCUCUGGCCCAGGUGGGAUUCCCUUCGUACUGACCGGUGAGUUAUUUGAACAAUCAUACCGUCCGGCCGCGUUUAUGGUUGCUGGAGUGGUCAACUGGCUCUCAAACUUCGCUGUGGGCCUCCUCUUCCCUUUCAUACAGAAUGCUCUCCAGACCUAUGCCUUCAUGGUCUUCGUGGUGGUAUGCGUCCUCGGAGCCGUCUACCUCCUCAUUGUCCUCCCAGAGACCAAAAACAAGACAUUUGUUGAGAUCAGCCAGAGCUUUUCUAAGAUUAAUAAAAUAUCCCAGAUGCCUGAUAAAGAGAUGGAGGAUGUUUUUCCUGUUAAACCAGGACAGGUGGAGAUCGGCGAUGGACUGAAAGGCCAAACUGCUUCACCAAAUGACAUUAACAGUUUCACCAAUGACAUUAACAUCAAAGACAGCAACGCAGUAGAGAUGGAGAGUUCCUUCUGAUCCUCAAAUGAAUCCCAUUUUAUUUGUUGGGGCAACUUUUGUAACAUCAGGGUUUUCUAUUUGAUUUAUUGAAAUGAUACAGUAUAACAUUUACAGCAAUGUGUAGGUAAAAUAAUUGGUCCCACUUUAUAUUAAGUGUCUCUAAUAACUGUAUAGUUACAUGUGAACAACAUAUGCAACAACAAUGUAACUACUAAUGAUUUAUUCACUGUUACAGAUGGAUUACACCUUAUGUAAUUACACAUCUGUAUCAACUUCAGUUUUGCCUAAUAUAAUUACACAAGUGUAUUUUAAUAGUUGUAACAGUCUAUUCUCUCUCAUGUAAUCACGUAAAGGUAAUAGCAUAAAUGUAAUUGUGUAAAAUCAGAUUGGAACAACAUUUUUAGUUUUUCUUUUCUCAGCAGUAAAAGGAUGCAUUUAAUAACGUAGAUUAAGGCAUUACUUACACUGCAUCUGCCAGCUUUCCUAACAUGUAGCUAGCAUUAAUGUUUCUAGUGCUUUGACACUGUAACAAGUUUCAGCUUUAAACCUCUCUGUAAUGUGACAGUACAGUAGAUGUAUCCUUAUCUUAACAUGUAACUCUUAUGACGUUAAUUAAAUGCAUUGCAUUACCCCAAAGCAGUCUAUAUUAGCACCUCAUUAUUACACAGUACCUACAUAAUAGCUACAUAAGAAGUCCACUUAUUUUUAAGUGUAUCUUUAACACUAAACUACAAGAAAGGUCCUGUGUAAAAGAUACAGAUGUGUAAUUACAUUAAGCAAAACUGAAGUUGAUACAUGUGUAAUUACACAGGUUUUACUUCUUUAACCCACCUGUAACAUUGUCUAAAUCAUCAGUAGUUACAGUGUUGUUGCUAAUGGUGUUAAUAUGUAACUACACAGUUAUUAGAGAAACUUAAUAUAAAGUGGGCUGAAAUAAUUUUAUACAUUUAUGUGUUGGGUGAGUAAAUGCCUUAUGACAGCAUUUGUCCUGUAUGUGCCAUAACUCAGUAAAGAGCCAGUACAUUUUAUAUCUGCCUUUUCUACCUUGUUGCCAAUGUGACACAAUCAAAGGGGAUUACACAACUGAACUUAAAUGCUUCGCAUGCUACUUGAAUAAAAUGUAUUUCAUGCAAAGUGAA